Molecule: messenger RNA, 1791 nt
Organism: Hordeum vulgare subsp. vulgare (domesticated barley)
Lineage: Eukaryota; Viridiplantae; Streptophyta; Magnoliopsida; Poales; Poaceae
Product: omega-3 fatty acid desaturase, chloroplastic-like
Exons: 8
Coding region: 201-1511 (436 amino acids)
Biological process (GO): lipid metabolic process
Molecular function (GO): oxidoreductase activity, acting on paired donors, with oxidation of a pair of donors resulting in the reduction of molecular oxygen to two molecules of water
Source: RefSeq, a predicted model, not a curated record
CUCCCUCGCACGCGCCUGCGAUCUCUCUCCCUCUCCCUCUCCCUCUCCCUCUCGCGCGUAUAUAGAAACCUCGCGUUUGCCGAUCCCGACCACCGCAAAUCCCACUCCCUUCCACCCGCCCGGACGCACAAGAUCCUGGGCGACCGGCGCGGCCGUGGUGGUACACGACUGGGCUAGCUAGCCAUCGCUGCCGUUGCCCAAUGGCCCGGCUCGCCCUCUCCGACUGCCGCGGCCUCACGCCGCUCCGCGCGCGCAGCGCCAUUGCGCUGCCGUCGCCUCCCCACCUCGCCGCGGGGCCGCGUCGCCCCGCGCCUGCCGCCAUCCAUCGCGACUGGGCGCUCCGCGUCUCCGCGCCAACCCGCCUCGCGUCCGUCCUCGAGGAGGAUAAAAGGGGCCUCGGGGGAGCGGAGGAGGCCGGGAGCUCUUCGGCCGGGUUCAACCCGGGGGCGCCGCCGCCGUUCGGCCUGGCGGAGAUCCGCGCGGCCAUCCCGAAGCACUGCUGGGUCAAGGACCCGUGGCGGUCCAUGAGCUACGUGCUGCGCGACGUCCUGGUCGUGCUCGGCCUCGCCGCCGCCGCCGCGCGGGCCGACAGCUGGCUCGUCUGGCCGCUCUACUGGGCCGCGCAGGGCACCAUGUUCUGGGCGCUCUUCGUCCUGGGACACGACUGUGGGCAUGGGAGCUUCUCGAGCAACCCAAAGCUAAACAGCGUGGUCGGCCACAUACUCCAUUCCUCCAUCCUCGUUCCAUACAACGGCUGGAGGAUUAGCCACAGGACGCACCACCAGAACCACGGCCAUGUGGAGAAAGACGAAUCCUGGCACCCGCUACCCCAGAGGCUGUACAAUAGCCUGGACAGUAUGACAAAGAAGUUGCGGUUCAGCAUGCCAUUUCCCAUGCUUGCAUUCCCCUUAUACUUGUUUGCGAGGAGUCCUGGCAAGGAAGGCUCACACUUCAACCCAAACAGCGAUUUAUUCCAACCUAAUGAGAAAAAGGAUGUGCUAACAUCCACUGCAUCCUGGCUGGCAAUGAUUGGGGUUCUCGCAGGUCUGACCUUUGUGAUGGGGCCUCUUAAGAUGCUAAAGCUCUAUGCAAUCCCAUAUGUGAUAUUUGUUAUGUGGCUGGAUUUUGUCACAUACUUGCAUCAUCAUGGUCACGAAGACAAGGUCCCCUGGUAUCGUGGAAAGGAAUGGAGCUAUCUGCGUGGAGGAUUGACAACACUUGAUCGGGACUACGGGUUGAUCAACAAGAUACACCAUGACAUUGGCACUCAUGUCAUUCAUCAUCUUUUCCCACAAAUCCCGCAUUAUCAUCUUGUCGAGGCGACUGAGGCAGCAAAACCAGUGCUUGGCAAGUACUACAAAGAACCAGAGAAGUCGGCUCCUCUCCCAUUCCACCUACUCCAGGUGCUAUCGCGGAGUUUGAAGAAGGAUCACUAUGUUAGCGACACCGGAGACAUAGUUUACUACCAAAGUGAGUCAGAAACGAGUACAUCUGGACAGAGGUCUGAUUAAGAUGAAACAUUAGCAUAUAUAGGUCAUCCUUAAACUCCUCAGGAGGUUGUGGCUUAAGUAAAGAGUUAAACACCCUUACUAGGCUCCUGGGAUCUCGGAUUGGCGAGUCCAUGAAUGUACAUCAUGAAGCACGAAUGUAGUAACUAGUGAAUUAUUACCAUUGUAAAAGAGCAAUUGCUGCUCGCUUCUGCUCGCUUCAACGCUUGCCUUGAUCUGCUGGUAUAGCCCCCUUGGAGUACAUCUUAUAUAUAUAUAUAUAUUUUUUUUCUCUUCUCAUUCA